Messenger RNA from Babesia bigemina, 465 nucleotides. RefSeq names its product clathrin assembly protein small subunit, putative. Gene Ontology annotation, cellular component: intracellular membrane-bounded organelle; AP-1 adaptor complex. Gene Ontology annotation, biological process: protein transport; vesicle-mediated transport. Gene Ontology annotation, molecular function: clathrin-cargo adaptor activity. The transcript has 3 exons. The record is from RefSeq and is a predicted model, not a curated record. NCBI's taxonomy places the organism in Eukaryota, Apicomplexa, Aconoidasida, Piroplasmida, Babesiidae. The coding region runs from base 1 to 465 and encodes 154 amino acids.
AUGAUUAAGUUUUUCAUGGCGAUCAGCCGCCAAUGCAAGGUCCGGCUGGCGAAGUGGUUCGUGCCGGUAGACAGCAAGGAGAAGGCCGCGAUGAUGCGUGAGCUGUCGCACCUGGUCGUGAAUCGCAACUCCAAACAGUGCAACUUCAUCGAGUGGCGCGACGACAAGCUCGUGUUCCGCCGCUACGCGAGCCUGUACUUCGUGGUCUGCGUUGACCGCGAUGACAACGACCUGCUCAUGCUGGAGAUCAUACAGCACUACGUGGAGCUGCUGGACCGUUACUUCAGCAAUGUGUGCGAGCUGGACCUGGUGUUCAACGUGAACAAGGCGUACUACCUGCUGGACGAGAUACUAAUGGACGGCGAAUUGUACGAGUGCAGCAAGAAGGCUGUGAUCCGCAGCGUGGCUGCGCAGGACGCCCUGUGCGACAAGGGCAGGGGUAUCCUGUCCAAGGGCUCCGCCUAG